UUCUAAGAUGUCAAAAAGUUUGCCGUGUGGAAUUUGGCAAUUUUCGUAGACAUUUUGAUUUAAUAGCUGCGGCGAGCCCAACAACAACAACUACCGAAAAUGCUGAACAAUUCGCUUGACCUAAGGAAACAUCUAAUUCAAUGCAAGUGACAAAAAGCAUACAAAAGCAAAAAACACAAAGCACGCAACGCCAACGCAAGCAACAACAACACAAAAAUUAAACGUCUGGCGACAGCUGCAAGAUGAAGUUGCUCGGCAAAUACGUGGACAAGGGUAUGCAGGGCAAUGUGACCCUCAUGCCGGAGGAGUCGGAAGACAUGUGGCACGCCUACAAUCUAAUUGCCGAGGGCGACAGCGUUCGUAGCACCACCAUACGCAAAGUGCAGAAUGAAACGGCCACCGGGUCGUCAACGAGCAGCCGAGUCCGCACCACGCUCACCAUUGCCGUGGAGUCGAUCGACUUUGAUACGCAGGCGUGUGUGCUGCGUUUGAAGGGGCGCAACAUCGAGGAGAAUCAAUAUGUCAAAAUGGGUGCCUAUCACACGCUCGACCUGGAGCUGAAUCGCAAAUUCGAGCUGCGCAAACCCGAAUGGGAUACCAUUGCGCUGGAGCGCAUCGAAAUGGCGUGCGAUCCCACGCAAUCGGCAGAUGUGGCCGCUGUCGUCAUGCAGGAGGGUCUGGCGAAUGUGUGCCUUAUUACGGCCAGCAUGACGCUUGUGCGCAGCAAAAUCGAGGUGUCCAUACCGCGGAAACGCAAGGGCAACGUCCAGCAGCACGAGAAGGGUCUGGCCAAGUUUUACGAGCAGGUCAUGCAGAGCAUAUUGCGUCACGUCAAUUUCGACGUGGUCAAGUGUGUGCUUAUUGCCUCGCCGGGCUUUGUGCGCGAUCAGUUCUACGACUAUAUGUUCCAGCAAGCCGUCAAAAUGGACUACAAAGUCCUGCUGGACAACAAGAGCCGAUUCAUGCUGGUUCAUGCAUCCUCCGGCUUCAAGCAUUCGCUGAAAGAGGUGCUGCAAGAUCCCGCUGUUGUUGCCAAAAUGUCCGACACAAAAGCGGCAGGCGAGGUGAAAGUCCUAGAACAGUUCUACAUGAUGCUGCAAUGUGAACCAACAAAGGCCUUCUAUGGUAAGAAGCAUGUCCUGGCCGCCGCCGAGGCGCAAUCUAUAGAAAUUUUGCUCAUUUCGGACAAUCUAUUCAGAUGCCAAGACAUUCAUCUCAGGAAAGAAUAUGUUAACUUGGUCGAAUCGGUGCGCGAUGCCGGUGGUGAGGUGAAAAUAUUCUCCAGUAUGCAUAUAUCGGGAGAACAACUCGCCCAACUGACGGGCGUUGCGGCUAUUUUGCGAUUUCCCAUGCCCGAGCUGGAGGAUAGCGAUGAUGAUGACGAUGAGGAUGGGGCAGCGGGCGGCGACAACAGCGAUAGUGAUUAACCACUAGAUCCUAAAAUCCUUAAGAUCAAAGCAAAACAACAAACACUUAGAAUUUUUGAAAAAAAAACGAUAUUUUUUUACUUACUCAAGAAGAGAAGCGGCGAACGUCAAACUCUUGCAGCAAAGUUGAAAACAUAACAAACAAUAUAUAAAAUUACUGUAUACAUACACACACACACACACACACAUUAUAUAUAUAUAGAGUAAUAGGUACUACUAUUGACAGACUUGGACUGUGUCAGGGCAUAUACAAUAUACGAGUACUAUAUAUACAUACAUAUACCAUAUACAAAUCUAGUGUGUACGAUGGGCGUCAGAUCGAUCGAGUGAUGCGUGCGUUAGUUAAAAUUACAUGAAUAACAAAUUUCGAAACAGUUUCUCAAUAGACAAGCAAUUAAUUCUAGCCUAACUUAGCCUCCCCCACUAUAACUAAUAUUAUGUGAACUAUAACUAGGCUAUGCGUAACUAGGACUUCUAACAGUCAGUGUUCAGCAAAUUGCAAUUGACACUUCCAUUUUGCCUAUAUUUAUAACAAUGGUUUCUUCUGCUUUUGCUUUUGACUGCUGUUUUUUGCUGUUGUACUAUAUGAUUGUAUAUGUAUAUGAUUUUUUAUAAAUUUUAUGUGUUCUCUUCACAAAGUGUAAACCCCAAAAUCGAUUAUUGCGAGUUCUUAUUGUUCAAAUUAUUAUUUAAGCUUUACAUAUAAAUCGAGAUUUGUGCAACGAA
Drosophila grimshawi is the source of this 2153-nucleotide messenger RNA. RefSeq names its product protein pelota (gene pelo). Lineage: Eukaryota; Metazoa; Arthropoda; Insecta; Diptera; Drosophilidae. Bases 243 to 1427 code for a protein of 394 amino acids. The transcript has 5 exons. Gene Ontology annotation, cellular component: cytoplasm. Gene Ontology annotation, biological process: ribosome disassembly; nuclear-transcribed mRNA catabolic process, non-stop decay; nonfunctional rRNA decay. The record is from RefSeq and is a predicted model, not a curated record.